Molecule: messenger RNA, 755 nt
Organism: Solanum stenotomum
Lineage: Eukaryota; Viridiplantae; Streptophyta; Magnoliopsida; Solanales; Solanaceae
Product: 40S ribosomal protein S15
Exons: 4
Coding region: 148-603 (151 amino acids)
Biological process (GO): ribosomal small subunit assembly; translation
Cellular component (GO): ribosome; cytosolic small ribosomal subunit
Molecular function (GO): structural constituent of ribosome; RNA binding
Source: RefSeq, a predicted model, not a curated record
AACCCAGCCCAUCAAAAUAACUCCAACCCUACACCCUUUCUUAUAUAUGCGUCUCACUUCUCAUUUACCCUCCUUUCAUCGUCGUCCCCAAAACCCUAGCCGCAGUCACUUCCAUAGGUGCUUAGCAGCCAAUUCAUUCUCGAAGCCAUGGCGGAAGUUGAAGCUGAUGUUGCUACCGGACAGCCAAGGAAGAGAACGUUCAAGAAGUUCAGCUACAGAGGAGUAGAUCUGGAUUCUCUUCUUGACAUGUCUACUGAUGAGCUUGUUAAGCUUUUCCCUGCUCGUCCUCGCAGAAGGUUCCAGAGGGGUUUGAAGAGGAAGCCUAUGGCUUUGAUCAAGAAGCUGCGCAAGGCUAAACGUGAGGCCCCACCUGGUGAGAAGCCGGAGGUUGUGAGAACACAUUUGAGGAACAUGAUCAUUGUUCCUGAGAUGAUUGGAAGUGUUAUUGGAAUCUACAAUGGAAAAACUUUCAAUCAAAUUGAGGUCAAGCCUGAGAUGAUUAGUCACUACUUAGCUGAGUUCUCCAUCUCAUACAAGCCUGUCAAGCACGGUAGGCCCGGUAUUGGUGCUACUCACUCUUCAAGGUUUAUUCCAUUGAAGUGAUUCAACCAGAGCUUGUCUUCAUGUUUUCUAGUAAUACUAGUACUUUUGUUUUACUGCAAUUUUGAUGAGAACAGUGGAUACUGAAUGGUUCUUUGUUUGAGACUAGUAAUUUCCUGAUACAUUUCAACAUUUCAAUUAUUGUGUUUUAUCUA